This is a messenger RNA of Neoarius graeffei (lesser salmon catfish), 2173 nucleotides long. RefSeq names its product THUMP domain containing 3 (gene thumpd3). Gene Ontology annotation, biological process: tRNA methylation. Bases 26 to 1510 code for a protein of 494 amino acids. NCBI's taxonomy places the organism in Eukaryota, Metazoa, Chordata, Actinopteri, Siluriformes, Ariidae. The transcript has 10 exons. The record is from RefSeq and is a predicted model, not a curated record. Gene Ontology annotation, molecular function: RNA binding; tRNA (guanine) methyltransferase activity.
AGCUCACUGGAGCAGGAAGUUUUGAAUGACGAGUUCAGAUUUAAAGCUCGGUGGAGCCGGUAGCCUCGAAAUGGCAGAAGUGUGUGUGAAUGAAGGAGAGGAGGCGCUCCAGUCCCUCACUGUUACUGUAGGAGCCACUGUACCUACAGGCUUUGAACACACUGCAGCUGAGGAGGUGCAGGAAAAAAUAGGAGCCAGUGCCAGAGUUAGCAAAGAUCGAGGCAGAAUUUAUUUCGAAAUAACUACGGAUCAUCUGCAGAAGGUGCACCAUUUAAAGUCUGUGGACAAUCUGUUUGUCGUAGUCAAGCAUUAUGACAAGUAUCAGUUCAAAGAAGCAAAGGAAGAAGCUUUAUUAGACCUGCAGCAGCUUGCUCCUCUGUUGCCCUGGAGCAGUGCUUUGGAGGUGUGGAACAUAAAUAACUCGCUGAAGAAGAAAAGGAGCCGUAGGAGAGGAGCUGCGAACCCCAAAAUGAAGUCUAGCGAUGCCCCUGAACCUGAGAAAGACCAAGCAGAGUCUGAUGCGACACAACAAAACGAGAGGCCUGGAAAUGCCUGUCCCAUGCAGGAGCCCUGUCCUGAAGGAGAGCAGGACUCUGACAUUCAGGCAACAGAAGCUAAGCCUCUAAAAUUCCGUGUGACUUGUAAUCGAGCCGGAGACAAGCACAGCUUCACUUCAAAUGACGCAGCACGGGACUUUGGUGGUGCUGUGCAAGAGUUCUUUCAGUGGAAAGCAGACAUGACCAGGUUUGAUGUGGAAGUGCUGUUGAAUAUCCACAACAACGAGUUGGUGGUUGGCAUUGCUCUGACAGAGGAGAGUCUGCACAGAAGAAACAUCACUCACUUUGGCCCCACCACUCUGCGCUCCACCCUGGCUUAUGGGAUGCUAAGACUUUGCAAACCACAGAUAUCAGAUGUCAUAGUAGACCCCAUGUGUGGCACUGGAGCCAUACCUUUAGAGGGAGUCAUUGAGUGGCCAAAUUCAUUCUUCCUUUCUGGAGACAACAAUGACAUGGCCAUCGGUCGAACAGUUAAUAACAUCAACCACAUUGUAAAGAAAAAGCAAGAUGGUGGCAGCACUUCUCCAGGUUUAUCUAUAGACACUGCACAAUGGGACCUGUGCCAUUUACCCUUGAGGACUAGUUCUGUGGACAUCAUCACCACUGACAUGCCCUUUGGAAAGAGAAUGGGCUCAAGGAAGAAGAACUGGGAUCUGUAUCCUUCUUGUCUUCGAGAAAUGGCACGGGUCUGCAGGCCAGGCACAGGACGGGCUGUAUUGCUCACCCAGGACAAAAAAUGCUUCACUAAGGCCCUAUCACGUAUGGGAGGGCUGUGGAGGAAAUCGCACACUGUUUGGGUAAAUGUAGGAGGGCUGCAUGCUGGUGUUUUUGUGCUGCGCCGCACGGCAGCACUUUUUGGUACCAACCCAGAAGAUGUAAGAGAGCCUUAUAUGGGAUGUGAGUCACAAGAAGUCAACAUGGAGGAAGAGGGUCAGUUAGCCAGUACUGAAUGAGUUAUCGUUGUAAAUGAAUGUACCGUAUAUUAUGCAUGUAAAAAUUUUACCCCAUCAGUUUGGUCAUAUUUCAGUUUUAGUUCUGUUGGAGUACAAGGUUCUUUUCACAUAUCAGCAACACAGGAUAUCUGAGAAUGCUUUGUUUCUAGAAAUAUGCAUCUCUGGAAAAUUACAUAACGUCUUGCUCUCUGACUGGCGUGCCAGUAAGUUCAACAAAUGUGUAACGACUUCCUUUCAAAUCAAACAAAUGUGUGUCGAUUACCCACCUUUGGUCCUAGUCUUCCUGCAGAGAACACAGGAAGUGGUCUCAGGCUGAAUCAUUUACUUUCCCACACAUCAAACGCAAGAUGUUUUUUUCCCCAAGGCUCAUGACAUCAUUCUUGGAAGACGUUUUUAUCCCACAGGACGUCAACAUUUGGUUUUAGUUGGUGAUGCUUGGAAACACUGACUCCAAAAGUACAAAAAAAACUUCAAAAAAAAAGAGCAGUUUAAAAUAGUUAUGACCAGUAAAUUUGCCUUGAUAUAUUUUGCUAAAGAAUUUGCUUAUGAGAGAAAUGUAUUUCAUUGUUUUCAUGUAGGGUGAAUUCAGAUAUAUUGGGACAGUUUUUAAUUUCAACCUUGGCUAAACCUUCUUGAGGUACAAUACAUGAGUGAAUAAAUGAA